Crotalus tigris (Tiger rattlesnake) is the source of this 2535-nucleotide messenger RNA. RefSeq names its product protocadherin beta-16-like. Gene Ontology annotation, biological process: homophilic cell-cell adhesion. The record is from RefSeq and is a predicted model, not a curated record. The coding region runs from base 1 to 2535 and encodes 844 amino acids. Gene Ontology annotation, cellular component: plasma membrane. Gene Ontology annotation, molecular function: calcium ion binding. The transcript is spliced from 2 exons. Lineage: Eukaryota; Metazoa; Chordata; Lepidosauria; Squamata; Viperidae.
AUGGGCAGUGAUUCCUGGGUUUCCAUUCUGCAUUCAAGUGAACCUGGAUCAAUGGAAAGAGGUUGCAUUAAAAGGCAAGUUUUGGCUUUUUCUCUCUGCCUAAAUAUUCUCUGUCUAGAAAUGUGUGCGUCUUUGCGCUAUUCAGUGGCUGAAGAAAAGAAAACUGGGUUUCUAGUAGCUAACAUGCUGAAAGACUUAAAAAUAGAUGUAAAGGAAUUAUCUGCUAGGAAAGCCAAGCUAGUUCCAAAGGGCUCUAAAGAGUAUUUUCAGCUAGAUCCUCAUUCUGGGAAUCUAAUAUUAAAGGAUACAAUUGACCGAGAGGUUCUGUGUGGCCAGAAUGACCCCUGUAUUCUAUUCUCUGAAAUUGUGCUAGAAAAUCCAUUACUGCUACAUGGAAUUGAAGUAGAAGUAGAAGAUGUGAAUGAUAACAUUCCCAAAUUCUCUAAAACUGAGUUUCUUUUUGAAAUAUCUGAGCACAUUCCAACAAAGACCAGAUUCCCUUUGGAAAGGGCUGAAGAUUUAGACAAAGGAGAAAAUGAUGUUCAGAAUUAUAUACUUGCUCCUAAUGAACACUUUAAACUAGAAGUGCAAACUUACACUGAUGGUAGCAAAUAUGCAGAACUGGUUUUAGAGAAAGCAUUAGACCGUGAGACGAUUCCUCAGAUUAUCCUAAUUCUACAAGCAGUGGAUGGAGGGAUCCCAAGGAGAACUGGUACAGUGCAAAUAAUAAUUGAUGUUUUAGAUGCAAAUGAUAAUGUUCCUCAUUUUGAACAAUCUGUGUACAAAGUGCAGCUUGUGGAAAACAGCCCACCAGGUUUAUUGGUCACAAAAGUUGCAGCCAGUGAUGGUGAUAAAGAUGCUUAUGCUCACAUUACUUACACUUUUAGCCAAGUACCAGGAAAUGUGCUCAGAUCAUUCAAGUUAAACAAUCUUACUGGAGAAAUUACUCUUGUAGGGAAAAUUGAUUAUGAAGAAAAUAGCAAGUAUGAACUGAAUAUCAAAGCCACAGAUGGAGGGGGACUGUCUGCUUACUGCAAAGUCCAGGUGGAUAUUGAGGAUGAGAAUGACAAUGUUCCAGAAAUAACCCUAUCAUCUGUCACUAAUCCCAUACCAGAAGAUUCUUCCCCAGGAAUAGUGGUGGCCCUCUUUGGUGUAAGAGAUCAAGACUCUGGAGACAAUGGCAGAACUACCUGCAAUACUGAUAAAAAACUGCCUUUUAUAUUAAAACUGACUGAGAACAAUUAUUACCAGCUUGUGACUCAACAGCCACUGGACAGAGAACAAAUGUCACAAUAUAACAUCACCAUCACAGCCACUGACCAAGGUUCUCCCAGACUCACUUCAAUGACAGUUAUUAGCAUUCAACUUUCAGACGUCAAUGAUAACCCUCCAAUGUUUGAAAGAUCUUUCUACGAUUUGCACUUGAGAGAAAACAACAUUCCAGGACUGCUCAUUGGAUCAGUCCACGCUGUGGAUGUGGACACAGAACAAAAUGCCAAACUGACGUAUUGGCUUUUGCCUGGGAAAAUCAGGGAUGUCCCCGCAUCGUCUUACAUCUCCAUCAGCUCCGAAACCGGGAACUUGUAUGCCAUCCGAUCUGUAGAUUAUGAGGAUAUACAAGAUUUCCAGGUGAUGGUGAGGGCUGUAGACAAGGGCUCGCCUCCACUGAGCUCAGAAACCAUGGUCCGAGUUCUUAUCAGAGAUGAGAAUGACAACGCCCCCUUCAUCCUCUGCCCCCUUCAGAACAGCACUUCUCCAUCAAAGGAGCUGGUUCCCAGGGGAGCAGAGACAGGCUACCUGGUCACCAAAGUGGUGGCAACGGACAGGGACUCAGGGCAGAAUUCUUGGCUUUCCUAUCAAUUGCUGAAGGCCACAGAUCCGAGUCUCUUCGCUGUUGGGACUCAGAAUGGGAAAGUGAAAACCACGAGGCCGGUGAACAUCCGAGACACUUUCAAACACACUCUUAUUGUGGCAGUUAGGGAUAACGGGCAUCCGCCUCAGUCUGUCUCUGCGACCCUAAAAAUUCUUUUAGUGGACGGCUUCUCUGAUCCAUACAUGAAAAUUAUGGAUAAUCCUAAGAGUGAAGUCCCGCAGGAGGAAGAUCAUACUCUAACCAUGUAUUUGAUUAUCUGCUUGGUUGCCAUCUCAUCCAUUUUUCUGCUUUCUGUCAUGGUGUUUAUUGCCACCAAGUUUCAGAAGCGAAGGAAAUUCAUAGGAAGUUCUCAUUCUGCAUCUAAUUUCCCCGUGGGACACAAUUUGCAAGAAAACUGUGGAGAUCGUACUUCUGACACAUAUUGCCAGGCCUACAAUUAUGAAGUAUGUUUAGCUGGUGGGUCUUUAAAUAGUGAGUUCAGAUUUCUCAGGCCAAUAUUCCCUAUUUUUUCAAUGGAUCCAAAGAAUUCAACAGACUCUCAGGCUACCAAAACUCAUGUCAAGGAAGAUGAACGGAUGUCCCAGCAUGUGGUGGAAAAACAGACUUAUACAAACUCACUGAUCCUUGUAAGUGCCAUCAUUCAAAUGGUGUCACACAACUGA